AUGGCGGAAGUCAAACAAUACCACCUCUUCCCUACGGGACUUAUCCCCAACUCCCCCCGACCCCUACUACACUACAAGAAAGUAUUCGCACAACGUCCAAACACCUCCCACUGCGACCCGGUCGAAGUCUGGAAACUAUUCACGCAGAAUGAAUGGGACGUUCAAUGGAUCUUCCGAUACGGCCCCACCCAGCUCUCACAUUAUCACUCCAAGGCACACGAGUGCAUGGCCGUGCUCUCGGGAACAGCCAAGAUCCGGUUCGGUGUGGCAGAUACCUCGCCCGACAUGCACGAGAAUACGUACGGGUCCGCAUGGGAAGAGGGCGGUGUCGUCUUACAGGCCGAGGCUGGGGAUGUGUUCGUGAUCCCAGCGGGUGUCGCUCAUAAAACGCAUGAUACCAAGCCCGAUGCGCAGUUUGCAUUGCUCUCGCCGGGCACGGGGCAUGGUAUCCAGGCUGCGGAUCCGGUGGGGGCUUUGUCGAGGGUUGAGCUGGAUGGGUUUACUAUGAUGGGGGCUUAUAGUGGGGGGGAUUGGGAUUUCGUUGCUGCGGGGGGCGAUUUCGAGAAGGUGUGGAGUGUGCCGAAGCCCAGGCGUGAUCCUGUUUUUGGGAAGUCGGAGAAUGGGCUUCGGGGGAGGUGGUAGGGAAGUGAUACUGUCGCUAAAGCUAGUCUGUGAUUCAUCGGUGGCACUUUAGUAUUGUUCUGGAUGAGAAGGGUAAUAAUAGUCGCAUAACUCGUGGAGACCCC
Molecule: messenger RNA, 746 nt
Organism: Penicillium brasilianum
Lineage: Eukaryota; Fungi; Ascomycota; Eurotiomycetes; Eurotiales; Aspergillaceae
Source: the annotation of a GenBank genome assembly